AUGCCCAGUGCCAGGGCUUCAUCCUCUUCGGCUGCUGGCGGGGCCAAGCUCACCAAGCUUGAAUCCGCCCUCUACCGUGCAGCACAGUCUUCCCCUGGAGGUGUCAUUACCCAAGACCAGAUCUCGGAACAGUUCAAGACCGAGCAGCUCGAUGAUCAACUACAAGCAAUCAACGGCCUACUCAAGAAGAGCCUCUUCACCGCCCAGACCCUCAAUGGCUCGAUCCAGUUCGCAGCAACCGCCAAGGCGGAGGCUAGCAUGAUGGGCAAGCUCGACGAGAACGAGACUAUGGUUUAUCAGCACAUCAAAGAUUCACGUAACGAAGGUAUCUGGACUAAACAGUUGAAAGUUCGCACUGGAUUGCAUCAGACCAUCAUCAACAGGUGUCUGAAGUCGUUGGAGCAGAAGCAGCUGGUGAAGGCCGUCAAGUCUGUUAAGUACCCGACCAGGAAGAUCUACAUGCUUUACGGAUUGACGCCGUCGAUCGAACUUUCUGGUGGACCUUGGUAUACGGAUAACGAAUUGGAUACGGGCUUUAUCAAUGAGCUCUCGAUGGCUAUCCUCAACUUUAUCCGAUCGAAGUCGUUCCCCAAGAAUGGACAAUCGAGAGCGUUGUUCCCCACCAGCCACACUUCACAGCUUCCUUCGGCUAAUGCCGUUCACUCGUACUUGCGCAAUUCGGGACUAACAGAGACUCAGCUUGAGGUGGAGCAUGUUGUAUCGCUACUGGAUAUCUUGGUGUAUGACGAGCAGAUCGAGAAGAUCCCAGUUCUGCCGUUCUCGUUGGGGGGCCGAGGCAUGAAUGGUUUCGACGAGGAUGAUGAAGAUUACACAGACUCGGGUACAUCCUCUGGUGGAAGCGGAUCAGAUAGUGACAGCGAAAGUGGAUCAGACAGUAAAUCAGAAGCGGAAGAAACAGGCUCAGAUAGCGACGCUGGCACUAAAAAGAAGAGCAAGGCCAAGAAAGAACGCAAAAGCGACGACAAAGGGAGCGAUGACGACGAUGGACCGGUGAUCGGCGGCAAGCGCAAGCGAUCCUCCAGCAAGUCAUCUUCGCGGAAGAAGAGCAAAUCGAGCAAGUCCUCUUCCUCCAAGAGCAAAUCGAAGAAGUCUUCCUCACGGUCCUCGUCAAGAUCUCGCUCACGGUCACGUUCGCGGUCUAGAGCCGCUUCGUCCUCCGACAGCGAAAGUGGGUCAGAAUCGGAAGCCUCCGACUCCUCUACUUCCUCUUCAACUCACAGCCGCAGGAAGUCAAACAGCAAAAAGAAGAGGCGUUCCAAUGGCAAAUCGUCCUCAGCAAAUCGCAAUUCAGCGGCUGGGGGCGGUGAUCUGGUGCCCUUCGUCUACCGUGCAAUCCGACCGCACGCCGUGAAAGUGGGAUGGACAGAGACGCCGUGUGGUCAUUGCCCGGUGUUCGACUUUUGCGAUGAUACAGGUCCGGUCAAUGCGGAAAGUUGUCAGUAUUAUGGUGGGAAGACGGAUGAGUUUGGUCGGAAGCUGAAGAAUGGUUGGAUUGAUACCAUCGUUGAUGAUGACAAUGACGAGGAGGAUGAAGAGGGCGAGAACGGCGGAGAGAGGGAGGAUGCCAAUGAUGAGGUUUGA
Molecule: messenger RNA, 1602 nt
Organism: Ustilago hordei
Lineage: Eukaryota; Fungi; Basidiomycota; Ustilaginomycetes; Ustilaginales; Ustilaginaceae
Exons: 1
Coding region: 1-1602 (533 amino acids)
Biological process (GO): transcription by RNA polymerase III
Cellular component (GO): RNA polymerase III complex
Source: RefSeq, a predicted model, not a curated record